AUGAGUCGAAUAGCGACACGGCGUGCGAUCCGUUUCGCAAAUCUUCGACCAACAUCACACCCUCGAGCACACCCCAAAACUCUACUGCAACAACACCUCCGCUACCGCAGCAGCGACACCAACAAGGACGACCAAGUCCACCCACUCACCGGCUACUACGCCGACAUCCUCUCCUCGCGUCAAUCCCCCAGCGACCAGCUCUCCCACAUCCCAACCAAGGAGAUCCAACCACAAACCCGAACAGCACCAAUACCACCUCCCACCACCUCACUCCCCAAGACCGACAAGGAAGAAACGCUAGAAAAAGCACGCAUAGUAUUCGGCUCACGGCUCGCCGGUCCCAGCGAACGCAAAGACGACAUCGAAACCGCGAGCAAAGAAAUCGCCGGCGUGGUUGUGCCGCCGAAACCCAAAGAACCAGAAGGCGAUGAUUGCUGUAUGAGCGGCUGUGUAAACUGCGUCUGGGACAUUUACCGCGAAGAGUUUGAAGAGUGGAGGGCCAAAGCAAAGGAAGCGAGGGUGAAGAUGGAGGCACAACGGGCAGGCCAAGCUGUUGCAGAUGCAAGCAGUAUGGAUGAUGAUGGGGGUGGUAGCGAAGCGCUGUGGAUAGAGGAAAGUGAACCCAAGGCGCAAGAAACAGAUCCCUUCGCCAAUGUACCUGUUGGAAUUAGGGAGUUUAUGCGCACGGAAAAGAUGUUGAAGCAGAAACACGCCGCUCAAGGUUCAAAAGGUGGAUGA
Aureobasidium uvarum is the source of this 738-nucleotide messenger RNA. Lineage: Eukaryota; Fungi; Ascomycota; Dothideomycetes; Dothideales; Saccotheciaceae. The record is from the annotation of a GenBank genome assembly.